This is a messenger RNA of Syngnathoides biaculeatus (alligator pipefish), 4907 nucleotides long. It is a transcript of the gene sox4a, whose product is annotated as SRY-box transcription factor 4a. The record is from RefSeq and is a predicted model, not a curated record. Gene Ontology annotation, biological process: cell differentiation; anatomical structure morphogenesis; positive regulation of transcription by RNA polymerase II. The coding region runs from base 1758 to 2867 and encodes 369 amino acids. Gene Ontology annotation, molecular function: RNA polymerase II cis-regulatory region sequence-specific DNA binding; DNA-binding transcription activator activity, RNA polymerase II-specific. The transcript is spliced from 5 exons. Lineage: Eukaryota; Metazoa; Chordata; Actinopteri; Syngnathiformes; Syngnathidae.
CGGUUUAGCUGUUAUUUCUGCAGCUCCGGAAGUCACCUGAACCAGAAAAAAAAAUGCUCUGAGGUGUUUCUCCAAGGCGAAGUUGCUCGCCAUUGCCAAGCUCGAUGCUGUCAGAGCUCUUGGGUCAAGCUGCAGAAGUUUUGCCGUGCCCCGUCGUGCUGAUGGAUCAACCAUUAAUUUUGCUGCCACGAUGACCUGAAAGUCAAUUUCUGAAGAUGGAGACGGUGAUUUGAGGGGAGCGACUGAGUGCAGCUGUGUCUGCUGAAAAGAGAAGGGGAGGGCCGAAGCAAUGGAGUGGAAAGAAUUGAAAAGGCUCGGCGGGGAGACGGUACAUACCUUUGACCCCUCCCACUCCCCCCCGCUCCCUCCAACCUGGUGUGAUUCACUCACCCCUCUUUCUGCGUCGGUGACCGCUCGGAGGCGUCAACAGCGGCAAGACAAAGUGUCGGCGUGCUUGGGGUAAACGCACGGAUCCCGCGUGGCUCCCGAAGACCAGCGCGAUGGCGCGCCGCCCGAGCCGUCUGCCGGCGACGGAGUGGAAACUACCCGACGGGUGCGGCUCGCACGGCCAGAUACGAUUACAGAUAUUCCAGGCUGGAAGUUUUAAAAGCCUGCACAUUCCACGUGUCAACCAUCGCGAAUCAACGAUGACAUCAUCUCUGUUUAAUGACAGUUGUAUAUGCAGCGCGCCCCGCACGCGCACGCGCACACUGAUGUGCGGGGCGCGCGCACUGCCGUCAGCUCCCUUUGGCUCUAGCCUGACAUCUAGCGACACCGGCCGGAACGUGAUCCUCCACGACGCGAACACGUGAACAUCGUGGAGCUGGGAGGGUUGAGCAGUCAGCGCCUUGCUUCUUGUUUUUUUUUUUUUUAGCACGUCCACGGACUGUUUAGACUUCCCAUCGGUAUUUUUAAUUACUGAUUAAAACCUAAAAGUUUGAAAUUCUUGCUGUGAUGUAAUCCCAUGUUUAGGGCAGUGGCGAGUAAUAACAGGCUGGUUUACAUUUUGUUGGGGGGGGGGUUGUUUAUUUACCCCCUCAUCCCAUACACAUUUCAUUUCCUCGCUGUUGCACUUAAUUUUAGUUGAGCAGCAGCAACAACAAAAAAAGGCCAAUAAAUACCCUAAGUUUGUCUCCCUUCAAGAGUCUGACAGGAAUGAGGUCAGACACACCGCUCCUCAUCGCACAUUAUUAUUAUUAUUAUUAUUAUUAUUAUCAUUGCCCGUAUUCCGCUCCCAGCCAAUGAGCGGGCGAGGGGCGUGGCCCGAGAGAAUAAGCGGGGAUGGAGACAGACGGCGAUUGGCUGGCGCGCCUGGCCGAGAAGCCAUAAAAGCGCGCGGCCGCCGUUGUUGUGUUUACAGUAAGGUUGACAGAACGCCCGGGGAGACUAUGAGAAAGCGCAGCUGCUCCAUUCAGCCACAUGGUUCCUCAACCGCACACACGAGCCACUCGAGGGACUUGCGCUGGUGCCGUCCACAGCGACGCCUUCUGAGUCCAGCGGGCCGAGUUUUCAGCCGCACGGGCAGUUGAAAAGUUGACUCCUGGAUCCUUCUAUUUAUUCAGCUUAUUUGUGUUUUUGUCUUGUUUAAGUGAGUUGAGCCCAAACGGGUACGAGCCGAGAGAGAACAGAGACUUGGGAACUUUUUUUUUUUUUUUGUUACUGUUGUGAGGCACAAGUUUGUGUGCGAUAAGAACAAGUGAGGAAUAUUGUUGAUUAUUGAUAUUUGACGCACUUUUUACGCGCAUUUGAGCUGAAGGAUGGUGCAACAGCAGCAGCAGCAGCAGCAACAGCACAUGAGCGCGAACGCUUCCUCCCCAGCCGGGGACUCCACAGACACCGGAGAGAUGGAUUUGGAGAUGGAUGCGUCUCCCACCCCGGCGGAGCGGAGCGACCUGGCCUGGUGCAAAACCCCCACGGGCCACAUCAAGAGACCCAUGAACGCCUUCAUGGUGUGGUCGCAAAUCGAGAGGAGAAAGAUCAUGGAGCAGUCCCCGGACAUGCACAACGCGGAAAUCUCCAAGCGGCUGGGCAAGCGGUGGAAGCUGCUCAAAGACGCCGACAAGAUCCCCUUCAUCCGGGAGGCGGAGCGGCUCCGGCUCAAGCACAUGGCCGACUACCCAGACUACAAGUACCGGCCCAGAAAGAAGGUCAAGUCCGGCAGCGGGGCGAGUAAGCAGCCGGCGGAUCGCGCCGAGAAGAGCUCGGAGCGCAGCGGCAAAGCUAAAAGAAGCCCCGCGGCCAAAGCGGCCGGCCGGACGCACAAGCAGGCCGGCAAAUGCGCCAGCCCCGCGGGUGCGGACGGCGCGCCCCCCGGCGGCGACCACCAGAGCGUUUUCAAAGCCAGGUCGGUGUCUGGGGCCAGGCACAUCCCCGACAAGCGCACCGGAGAGGCCAAGCGCAGCUUCCCCUUCGCGGGGGCGUGGAGCUCAGAGAGCGGGCCCCCCUCCGUGGGGGUCCCGGCCAGCCCCACUCUGAGCAGCUCGGCCGAGUCGAGCGACCCGCUGAGCCUGUACGAGGAGCACAGCCCCGGGGGCGGCGGCGAGUCGUCCCCCACCGCGCGCCUCAGGUACUCCCGCGCCUCCUCCCCCACGCCGUCAGCGUCGCACUCCUCGUCGGUGUCCUCCUCGGACGAGGAGUUCGAGGACGAGCGCCUCGACUUGAACCCGAGCUCCGGCUACGAGAGCAUGUCCCUGGGCGGGAUGGGCUUCUCUGACGCCGAGCUGGACCGGGACUUGGACUGGAGCUUCGGGGAGUGCGGCGCCGGCUCCCACUUCGAUUUCCCAGACUACUGCACGCGGGAGGUGAGCGAGAUGAUCUCAGGAGACUGGCUGGAAUCCACCAUCUCCAACCUGGUGUUCACCUACUAAAACUACAGGCUGAAGAACCCAGACGAAGCCCCCUGAGAUUUUCAACUGUUCAAACCCCCCCCCCCACCACCGCCGCCUCCUCUCUCCUCCCGGAGCCGUUUUUUCACGGAAUAGAGUGGAAAGAAAAAACAGUGCGUGUGCGCUGCUCGCACACUUGGUGCGUCUGACGGGAGCGCGCAAGCGUGGGGUGGGGGUGGUGUCGGAGGGGGCGGGGGGGGGGGUGCUGAAAAAAUGCUUAGUUUGCAUUUGGACACGAACGAGGAGUGAAUGUAAGCAGAGAGAAGUGAAAAGUGACUUCUGAACUACUCCUCAAGAGGACAAGUGACAAUAAAGUGAACAUUUGUGUUAUCUUUGGAUGGGGGGGGAGACACUUCACGUGUUUGUUCAUUUUUUUUCCUCCCCCCACCCCAAAAAAAAAAAGUAGUUCCAGUUCCAACACGCAUGCUCUCCCGAAUGAGGGGGAUUUAGCUGUUGUUAUAUGUUCACUGCUGCGCGAUGCCGCAACGCGUGAGACCUUUCGAUUGGACACAAUUCACGAUCACCAGCUUCUCUUUCAACGGCAGGACUUACUUAAAAAAAAAAAAAAGAAAAGAAAAAGAAACUGACUCCAGACUUCAGCAAACCUUUCUCAGCUUUCUUAAAACACUCAGUGCACAAUUCAGGACCAACGCCCCCCUCCCUUCCCCAUCCCGGUCUGCAUCCUUUCUGCCUAGUGCUUCAACUUUCUAGUUCCUCUGUGUCAAGAAUGACUUUUUUUAUAUAUAUAUUGAUGUAUUUAUACCGGCCAAUUUUUUUUUUUUUUUUUUUUACACAUAGAAGUAUUGUUCUCGUACAGGUCUUGUCUUGCGUGCGUGGGCGCGUGCGUGUGUGCGUGUACAUACACUUGUCUGUAUCCAGCGAGGAAGGGCUAGAAGUGUCUCUUAUUUAAAGCGUCUGACCUCUCUCACUUUUCGAGUGCGUCAUGAUUUUUUUACUUGUAUUUUUGUACAAAAUCUAUAGAAAGUCAAUGAGGGGAGGGCUGGCGAGCGGGUAGUCCCCCCCCCCUCUCCAACCUUGUCGUUUGGAUCUUGAUUUAUUGUUCAGACGUGCAGAGAAAAUGUGUGUUGGGCUGGCUCGGUUGGCACAAUCUGACCUCACACCGUGUUUACAGUAUUUACCCACAUGCUUCUUAAUGGCACAGUGACUCCGGUUUCACCAGCCAAGUAAACAAAGCACCCCCGGACCGGCUCCCGAGCAGUUCGGGGUGGGCGACUCGUCUUACUCCAGUACACAUCACAGACUUCUACGGACUGAAAGAUCCCAGAGUGUCACUGUUUUAGAUAGAGCUAAUACCUCUGUGUGCUUUUCUUCUCGUUCUUCUUCUUCUUGUUCUUCUGCUCUUACUUUUGAAGAUAAGUUUUAUUUGAACCACUGGAUGGACUUUUCACGCUCAUUCCACUUUUGCCUAGACUUUGGAGGGAAAGAAGGCGUACGAAGUGCUUCAUCUGUUCUCGCGCGACGAACCGCAUCCAAAAUAGUAUUUAUCCUUUCUGUACCUGUUGGCUAAGUAUAGCAAAAGGCUAAUUGUUUUUCCUAUAUUAUGGCAUGGCAAAUAGCAUUUGUAUUUCAGAUUCAGGUAUAUGUAGCUAUAGCUGUUGUGUUUAAGAUUUUUAAAAGAAUAAUAACGAAGAUAUUUAUGUAAACUGACUGUACUAUAAGCAAAGAUUGUGUGUUUUAUGUAUGAUGAUCAACGACAGGCACUAGGACGGCCAUCUUUGGACACGUUGAAGAUGAUUGUGGUCCGGGAGUUUCUCUCUUUUCAAGACAUUUUUUUUUUUUAAAUUUUUUGUUUUUUCUUUUUAUUUCAUUUGUGCAAUAUGCUGUGUAUGACCAUGUUUUGUCCAAUCAUGCCAAUAUUGUUUUGUUGUUUAUGAUAAGAAAGAGAAAAGAAAAAAAAAAAACAGCCAAUGUUUUUGGGUCAAUCACUGCCUCUCAGACCUCUGUACAGAUUGUUGUUUUUAAUUUGUAUUUCGUUUCCUCUGAGAAGGAAAUAAAAUCAGC